AUGGACACUCCCAGGGGCAGUGCUCCCCCAGGGGACCUAUGGGGCCCUAUAGGUCUGGCUCUCCUAGGGGCGGCAGAGCACCCGGAACCCCUUACAGGGGCGGCAGCUCUCCCAGGGACCCUCCCAGUGUCGGCGGCGCCUCCGGAGACUCUCACAGGUGCGGCGACGCCCCCAAGGACACUCUCAUUGGCGGUGAAGCGCCCACGGAAUCUCCCAGGGACACUCCCAGAGGCGACGCCGCCCUCAGGGACCUUCCCUAGGGCGGUCGUACCCCCAGGAACCCUCCCAGAUAUAGGCGUUGCUCCCCAAAACCCUCCCAGAGACGGCGGCACCCCCAUGGGCCCUCACAGCAGCGACGGCACCCCUAAGGUCCUUCUCAAGGAUGUCAGGGGCCCUCCCAAGGACAGCAGCGCCUCCAGGGACCCUCCUAAGAACCCUGAUUUCCCCUAA
This is a messenger RNA of Homarus americanus (American lobster), 450 nucleotides long. RefSeq names its product basic proline-rich protein-like. The coding region runs from base 1 to 450 and encodes 149 amino acids. Lineage: Eukaryota; Metazoa; Arthropoda; Malacostraca; Decapoda; Nephropidae. The record is from RefSeq and is a predicted model, not a curated record. The transcript has 2 exons.